Messenger RNA from Annulohypoxylon maeteangense, 740 nucleotides. Its product is annotated as Mss4-like protein. The coding region runs from base 159 to 569 and encodes 136 amino acids. Lineage: Eukaryota; Fungi; Ascomycota; Sordariomycetes; Xylariales; Hypoxylaceae. The record is from RefSeq and is a predicted model, not a curated record. Gene Ontology annotation, molecular function: carbon-sulfur lyase activity. The transcript has 2 exons.
GGAAAAGUAUAUAUAUGAUCAACCGUUGACACCUUGAUGGCACCUUCUAUCUACUCCGCACAACGAUAACAUAGCUCUUACAUUCAACACCCCGCUACAAUAAUAUAAGCUUCUGCAUAUACGCUUCAAAUUCAACUAUCGAAUUUACCCCUUUCACAAUGGCAAAGCAAGGAAGUUGUUUCUGCGGCAAAGUCCGCAUCUCCAUCGAGGGAGAGCCGGUUGCGAAGGUCCUCUGCCAUUGUCUCGACUGCCGCAAGAUCACGGGCUCGGUUUUCAGCACCAACCUCAUUACGCCUGGCUCGGGGUUCAAGGUUCUAUCUGGCGAGCCAAAGGCCAUCUCCAAGACUGGAGACUCUGGUAACGAGGUCACUUCGCACUUCUGCGGUGACUGUGGCAGCACCCUCUGGCGCGACGGACCCAGCUUCGGCGACAACAAGGUUAUCAAAGUUGGUGUAUUGGACGACUACGAAGCCCUCAACGAGGCCAAGCCUGUCGGGGAGCUUUUCAUCAACCACCGAGUUAACUGGGUCCCCGAGGUUCCUGGUACUGCUCAGAAGUCUGCCAUGUAAAUAUGGUAAAAUGAACAAGUUAGGAAUUAAGGAGAAGUGACCGUUUGGUAGUCAAAGAAAAUACAUGAUACAGGUUGCCCACCUGCUACCUAUGAAAUUGAAUACAAUACAAGAACUACUUAGAGAUAAUAGCUCUAUUCUAUACGAAUAAUACCCAGUUUUAAGUCGUGA